CUGUUCAGUUCCGGGUGAAGGAAGGAUGACCUCAGACCGUCGGCCCAAGAUAAACAACACUGGUCCUGUGGCUAAGUUAGCGACUGUCGAAGAGCUUCACCGACUUAAAAUGGGCAUGAAAGCGGAGGACUUCGGGGGUUUAUGGCUUUGAUUACAUUAAACAAGCCUUUUGUCACAGUAUGUUUUCAUCUUGUUCUGAAGUAACUUAUCAACCUAAUUAGCUUUUGGACAAGUAAAAGCUCCAUCCCUAGAUUGUGAUACCUCUCUUCAGCCAUGUCGUCACGUGUGUUGCUGCGUCAGCAGCUGAUGCGAGAGCAAGCCCAGGAGCAGGAGAGACGUGAGGCCCAGCAGCAGGCCUCUGCCUCUCAGCUCCGGGCUUCUGAUUCCACUCCAGCCAUCUCCGUCACGCUGCACCCAAAUGCUGCCCGCCCCCCUCCAGCACAGGUGCCUGUGGAGGUGCUGAAAGUGCAGACCCACUUGGAAAACCCCACGAAGUACCACAUUCAGCAAGCACAGAGGCAACAGGUGAAGCAGUACCUUUCCACCACACUGGGCAACAUGGCAGUUACACAAACCAUGGGUGUGUCCCCUGUGCCACAGUCCAGUUCUGCUCCAGAAGUUGCUCCAACUGCCAGCAGUGCCCCUAACAGUCCUAUGGCUCUUCUCAACAUCGGAUCCAACAAGGAGGAAAUUGAUGAUGUGAUUGAUGACAUCAUAAGUCUUGAAUCCAGUUUUAAUGACGACAUCAUCACCUUGAUUGACUCCGGUCUUCAGCUGCCCAGCACGCUCCCAGGAAAUUUGUUGGAUGUAUACCAUAGCCCUGGAAUGGCCGCUCCUACUCUCACUGUCAGCAACUCCUGCCCUGCUGAAAUUAAAAGGGAAAUAACUGAUACAGAUGCCAAAGCAUUUAUGAAAGAAAGGCAGAAGAAAGACAACCACAACCUCAUUGAGAGGAGGCGAAGAUUCAAUAUUAAUGACCGUAUAAAGGAGCUGGGUACUCUGAUACCCAAAUCAAGUGACCCGGAGAUGCGCUGGAAUAAAGGCACCAUUUUAAAAGCUUCUGUGGACUACAUCAGAAAGUUACAGAAAGAGCAGCAGAGAUCCAAAGAUGUCGAGAUGCGACAGAAAAAGCUGGAGCAGGCAAACCACGGUCUAAUGUUGCGCAUCCAGGAGCUGGAAAUGCAGGCACGACUCCAUGGCAUCUCCACGCCAAACAGUGUCUCCUCUGGUCUGAGCUCUGAUCCCUCCCUGCUCCAGCAGCAGGUCCAGCAAAGCAGCCAGUCUCUGCCUCCAAGCUCAGGAGCCUCCAACCAUAACCUCCUUGGUAUCAGACUGGCAGGCCUCGGACAGCCACUGCCAGCCUCCUUCUUGUCCCCGCCCUCCUCGGACUCUCCUGCAGGACUCACCAUCAGCAGCCCCCUGGACCUGGGCAGCCUGAGCUUUGCUGAGCUUGACGACACCUCCGCCUCAGCACUUUACCCUGACGUGGGCUUGGGAGACAUUCUUAUGGACGACGGGUGUACCCUGUCUCCUGAGAGGGUGGGCGAUCCACUGUUUUCUCCUUUGUCACCAGGUGCCUCUAAAACUAGCAGUCGCAGGAGCAGCCUUGAAAUGGAUGAAGACUUGUGAUGAGCUCUGUGUGGCUAUCAGAGACUUUCUGUAGGGACAAGAAUGUCAAAAAGUGAGGUCUAUCUUUUAAUAACACAAAGCUAUGUAUAGGACCGUAGUAUUGAACUUAGAAAAGCAAACAUAGUUAACAAUAAGAUCGUAACUAACAAAUGUUUUGCCAUAUAGACCUAAUCAUCAUUGUCCCUGUAUGGAGAAGGUCCAGUAACUAUAUAUGGAUUUAGAGAUGCAAUCUUAUUAAAAUGGAAUAUUGUAAAAUAGGGGCAUGGCAUUAAGAAAUGCAUUCAUACAUAGUUUUUAAGAUUUAUUUCAGAGAUCUAAGAGGGAUAUAAAGUUUGCUUGAAUUUAUUGUGCAUUUAUUUGUAAGAAAGGAAGCUGCGAGGGUUUUUCUCACAAUAACAUUGGCAUACGACAAACUGAUCAAGAGAUGCCAACACACAGUAUAUAUAUUUUUUAUUUCUGUUUUCUAAACUGACUGGAAUCAGGGUUUAUUAGGAGCAUUCACAUGCUUAACCAUGUUGGGGAUUGUUUCACCAGCACCUACAGAAGGGAUCUUUGUAUAGUGAAUCGGCACAUUGUGAAAUAUUUUCUGCAUAUUGUAUAUAAGAAUGUUUUAUUUUGAGCAAUUUUAUUGCACCUUAUUUUAUGGCAGUCUAUGCAUUUUAUGAGAGCUUUUGUCUGUUUUUAUUACUAUUACACACAGUGGAUGCCCAGGUUGCAUGUAUUUGUAAUAACCCUUAAAAGCAGUGGGAAAUCACUUGCUGCUGCAGCUAGUUAGCCAAAGCAGGUCUUCUUCCAGAGUAGCUACAAUUACAAAUCAGCAUAUACUUUUUUUAAUAUAUUCACUCAUAUGAUGAAAGUGCAAGACUGUUUGAGCGAUGCAGAACAAUUUUCUUUUUCAAUAGUACUGUAGUUCAUGACAUUUUUUACAUCUAAAUAAUAGUUAAGUAGUUUCUUGAGACUAAAAUCUGUGUUGUCAAAACUUGUUUGUCUCUGUCAUUCUUGGUGAUCACAGAGUAAUGUUACCUGUUAGCAUGUUCUACCAAGACUAUUGCUUUUUUAUUGAAAGUAAUAUAUCUUAUAAUAAACAUUAUUGCUCAUUUUAUGAAUUCACAGGGCUUUAGCCUUUUUUCAACCAACCACUAGCCUCACCUCUGUAGUGAUAAGGUGUAACUGUUGUGUGUGAAACCUCCAAUUGAAUUAGCCACAAACUCUAGAAUGGCAUUCAGUUGAUCAAAUGCUAAAUCCAACAUAAUGUACAGUAAAUGAAUGUGUUGUUUUCAUUUCACACUGACGCACUGUUUUUUUUUUCUUCUGUACAACCUCAGAGUAAUUAAACUUUUAACUAUUUUUUAAGCUGUGACGAACCUCAAUGUAAAAUGAGUUGAGGCAUCCAGAACCCUGUUUUUUUUUAAUAGAAUGAUUUAAAGGUGUCCUAUCUGUUAACUCAGAACUUCCCUACAUUGUUGUAAACUAAGAGCAGCUUUACUCCACAGCUUCGUGCUGCUAACUGCAUUGCUCUUACGUUCAUCUUUUUCCAUGUAAACACAAUAUUAAAGAUGUCUUAUCCUGACAGGUUUUGAGUGCUAGCUUUGACUGUUAACCAUAAACAGGUAGCAUUUGUGUCUUGUCCCUCCAAGUUGGCUUUAGGACAAUUUUAACAAAUAAAUGAUUUCCAGUGA
This is a messenger RNA of Notolabrus celidotus (New Zealand spotty), 3308 nucleotides long. RefSeq names its product transcription factor binding to IGHM enhancer 3b (gene tfe3b). Gene Ontology annotation, biological process: regulation of transcription by RNA polymerase II. The transcript has 9 exons. Gene Ontology annotation, cellular component: nucleus. Lineage: Eukaryota; Metazoa; Chordata; Actinopteri; Labriformes; Labridae. Bases 274 to 1629 code for a protein of 451 amino acids. Gene Ontology annotation, molecular function: protein dimerization activity; RNA polymerase II cis-regulatory region sequence-specific DNA binding; DNA-binding transcription factor activity, RNA polymerase II-specific. The record is from RefSeq and is a predicted model, not a curated record.